Cuscuta campestris is the source of this 1516-nucleotide messenger RNA. The record is from the annotation of a GenBank genome assembly. Lineage: Eukaryota; Viridiplantae; Streptophyta; Magnoliopsida; Solanales; Convolvulaceae.
GACGACGAUUAGCCCUUCUUCCAAUUCAAUCAAUCAAAGUUUUGGACGUGAAAAAGAGACUGUAUCUUUAUAUAUAGCUACAUAAGGUAGUUAGAUUUCAGGGUCAAGAUGCCUCGCUAUGAUGAUCGAUAUGGUAGCACUACUCGUCUCUACGUGGGUCAUCUCUCUUCUCGCACCCGUACUCGUGAUUUGGAAUACACUUUUGGGAAAUAUGGGAGAGUACGCCAAGUGGACAUGAAGCGUGACUAUGCCUUUAUUGUAUGUAUCUUUUCUCUCUGUUUAUUCUUGCAUGUUACCUUUUCGUAGUUUUUCCCAACCCUGAGGAUUUAUUCUUGUUUUCGGUGGUCUACUGUUUUGUUCAUGACAAGUUAGACUAUUGUAUGUAUCCCUUUGUUUUCUUUGCAAUACAAUUUCUAUCUUCAGGAUUUUAGCGAUCCUCGUGAUGCUGAUGAUGCAAGACAUUAUUUAGAUGGAUGUGAAAUGGAUGGACACCGUAUCAUCGUUGAAUUUGCAAAGGGAGUACCUCGGGGUUCAGGCGGGUCCCGAGAUUAUCUUGGACGUGGUCCCCCUCCUGGUUCCGGCCGCUGCUUCAACUGUGGUCUUGAAGGUCACUGGGCCCGCGAUUGUAAAGCCGGUGACUGGAAGAAUAAGUGCUAUAGGUGCGGAGAAAGAGGUCACAUAGAAAAGAAAUGUCCAAACAGUCCUCAAAAGCUCAAGCGUGGAAGGAGUUACUCAAGGACACCGGAUAGAUCUCGGUCUCCUCGCUAUGGUCGGAGGCAUAGCCGAAGUUAUAGCCCAAGACGCAGCUAUAGCCGGUCAAGGUCAAGAUCACCUGUGGCGAGGAGGGAAGUGGAGUAUGAGCGGAGGUCGCCCCCCAGCAGAAGCCCGGCAAGGAGCAGAAGCCCAGCAAGGAGCAGAACCCGGAGCCCGUCUGAGACCAGAAGUCCUCGACCUUCGUCCAAAACACAGAAGCGCCACUCCUCCCCUCCUCCGGCUGAGACCAGCCCCCCUGGCGGCGGUGGCGGCAGCAGGGGAGAGAGUCCUUCUCCUCCCCCCUCAAAGAGGGCAAGAGCCAGUCCAGACGAUGGCGGGGACUCUAGGAGUCCUCCAGAUGGGAGGAGAAGUCUGAGCCCUCUCAGCCCAGCGAGAGGCGGUGGCGGCGGCGGUGGCUCAGCUCCUAGGAAGUAUGAUGAGAGCCCUUCGGAUGCCAAUGGCCGAAGCCGCAGCCGCAGUCUCAGCCGGAGUCCGAAGUAUGAAAGGAGAUACGCCGAGGAGGACGAUUAACGAAGAUUGGGUUGAGAUGUUUUAUUUGUUUAAUCAUCAUCGUUAUUUCAAGGGACAAUGAGACUUUUUUUGUCUGGGAAUGGUUUGUGGUAUUCACAACCAUUCUAUGGAUGUGUUAUUGUGGACAUGUUUUUUUCUUCAAGUUUUAGACAUUCUAAACUCUCAUUUUUCUUAGUUGUCUGCAGACAGUUAGUACUUUAUUGAUACGAAAGACUAAAGAGUGCUUGUUUUA